This is a messenger RNA of Hyla sarda, 1644 nucleotides long. RefSeq names its product acyl-CoA thioesterase 7 (gene ACOT7). Gene Ontology annotation, cellular component: cytosol; nucleoplasm; extracellular exosome. Gene Ontology annotation, molecular function: long-chain fatty acyl-CoA binding. Gene Ontology annotation, biological process: acyl-CoA metabolic process; palmitic acid biosynthetic process. The record is from RefSeq and is a predicted model, not a curated record. The transcript is spliced from 10 exons. Bases 108 to 1145 code for a protein of 345 amino acids. Lineage: Eukaryota; Metazoa; Chordata; Amphibia; Anura; Hylidae.
GCCGCUGUCAUUUCCUCCUCCUGCACUUCCCUCCCCUUUCCUCAUCCAGGAUCCAGCAGACACCUCCGGCAGCUCCAUCCAUCCCCAACCUGAGGAGGAGGAGAAGAAUGUCUGAGCACAAGGAGCCGGCAGCCUCCGCCAUCCAGAUCAGCAGGAUCAUGCGUCCUGAUGAUGCCAACAUUGCGGGAAAUGUGCACGGAGGAACCAUCCUGAAGAUGAUCGAGGAGGCCGGCGCCAUCAUAAGCACCCGCCAUUGUAACAGCCAGUCUGGGGAGAAAUGUGUUGCUGCUCUGGCGCGUGUGGAGCGCACGGACUUCCUGUCCCCCAUGUGUAUCGGAGAGGUGGGACACGUCAGUGCAGAGAUCUCCUACACCUCCAAACACUCUGUAGAGACCCAGAUAAAUGUCAUGGCCGAAAACAUACUGACUGGAGCAAAGAGACUGACCAACCGAGCAACCUUAUGGUACGUUCCUCUCUCCCUAACAAAUGUGGACAAAAUCACCGAAGUUCCUCCAAUCCAGUAUGAAAAGCCAGAACAGGAAGAGGAAGGAAAGAAGAGGUACGAAAAUCAGAAAUUGGAACGUUUUGAAACGAAACAUCGAAAUGAUGAAUACAUUGUGCCGGUUGUCAACCCAGACAGACAGUAUAAAGAGCAAUACACUGUUGGAUAUAGUCAGUCCAGUCUUAUUCAUUUAGUGGGACCAUCAGAUUGUACCCUGCACGGGUUCGUACAUGGAGGUGUUACAAUGAAAUUAAUGGAUGAAGUGGCUGGGAUUGUGGCGGCUCGACACUGUAAAACGAAUAUCGUUACAGCCUCCGUGGACGCCAUUAACUUUCAUCGCAAAAUUCAAAAAGGUUGUAUCAUUACGGUUUCCGGCCGAAUGACCUUCACCAGCAACAAGUCCAUGGAGAUCGAGGUGUUUGUGGACGCGGACAUGUUGGUCGGUGACGCCCAGGAGCGCUACAGAGCGGUCAGCGCCUUCUUCACUUACGUCUCUCUCAGCAAAGAUGGAAAACCGCUGCCGGUCCCUCAGAUCGCGAUUGAGACUGAAGAAGAAAGGAAACGAUUUGAGGAGGGUAAAGGCCGCUACCUGCAGACCAAAGCCAAGAGACAGAUGAAUGCUCAGUCGCUGACCCAACAAUAACCGCGCGGUCCCGGGAUCUGCCGCAGUGAUCAUGGAUGACAGGACCCCAGGCGAUGGCUGAUCCCUCAGUAUAGUGUUAUGUGAACGUCUUUCUGCUCCACUGUCUGUAUCUAUAGUGGAGAUGUCUAUGUACGUAGCAGUAGUGCAGCUUAGGAUACACUGUAGAUAUUACAAGGCUCACAGAAUGUAACCAUGAUGGCUGCUAUGGGGCCCAGGGCUCCCCCCUCAGCUCGGAUGGUCCCAUCCUGGGUCCAGGGUAAAUAUUCUGGGGUCCAAACUUGGCACCAUAAUGGGAUCCCAAUAAGAUCCUUGCUAUGCGACCCCCUCUAUACUGUGUUAUGUAUGGUGAGGUGCGGCCCUCACUCAGGGGCUCCUGUAUAUUAGGGCUGCACAAUAUGGGGAGAAUGUGUGACUGCGGUUAUGGAGGGAAAUAUAACAAACAAAUGGUCAAAUCCCCCCAUUUCAAGUCUAUCCCCCCCCCCCCCCCAAUGUCACAUCU